UUCAGUCCCAGCUGGCUGGUUCUGGUGUGAAGCACUCUCUAUAGCCAAUGGGCCUCUGAGGAUGCACACAUAGUGGGGUGACAGGCAGCGUUGCUGAAGAAAAAGUGCACCCGUGCCUCAGGUGGGAGGAUGUGAUGACGUACCCCCACGCAGCGGGAACUCAGGCCUUUAAAAAGCCGAGGAAGCAGCCUCAGAGCAAGCGGUGGUUCCACUGGAGGAAAGCACACCCAGGUCUCACAUUAAAGAAGCCAAACUGUCUGCUUCAAAGAAAAAAGGCAACAUCCUGUCACAGGCCAUGCUCUGGCAAAAACCCACAGCUCCAGAACAAGCUCCGGCCCCACCUCGGCCAUACCAGGGUGUCCGAGUGAAGGAGCCCGUGAAGGAACUGCUGAGGAGGAAGCGUGGCCAUGCCAGCAGCGGGGCAGCUGUUACACCUACUGCGGUGGUGCUGCCCCAUCAGCCCCUGGCGACCUACACCACAGUGGGUCCCUCCUGCCUUGACAUGGAAGUUUCUGCUUCUACAGUGACGGAGGAGGGGGCCCUAUGUGCCGGCUGGCUUUCCCAACCUGCCCCGGCCACUCUCCAGCCCCUGACCCCAUGGACACCCUACACUGAGUAUGUGUCCCAUGAAGCUGUCAGCUGCCCCUACUCAGCUGACAUGUAUGUGCAGCCCGUGUGUCCGAGCUACACGGUUGUGGGGCCCUCCUCAGUGCUGACCUACGCCUCCCCUCCUCUCAUCACCAACGUCACGACAAGAAGCGCUGCCACACCCACGGUGGGACCCCAGCUGGAGGGCCCAGAGCACCAGGCGCCCCUCACCUAUUUCCCGUGGGCUCAACCUCUUUCCACGCUGCCCACCUCCACCCUGCAGUACCAGCCUCCAGCCCCAACCCUGCCUGGACCUCAGUUUGUCCAGCUCCCCAUCUCUAUUCCUGAACCAGUCCUUCAGGACAUGGAUGACCCCAGGAGAGCCAUCAGUUCCCUGACCAUCGACAAGCUGCUCUUGGAGGAAGAAGAUAGCAACACCUAUGAGCUUAACCACACCCUCUCCGUGGAAGGCUUUUAGGGCUGGAUCCCACUUGAGAGUCCUUUCCCCUGAAACUGGGAUUUAAAAAUAAGCUUGCAGUUGAGCUCAGAUUCAAAUCUGGAAUAACCAUUUUAUAACAUGACCAUUUCAUAACAUCAUAUCAAAACAUAACGUAACUACAGUUUUUACACGAAGCUAGAACUGUAGUCUUCCCUUUCUCCCUCCUUCUCUUUCUUAUUUUUUUUUCCAGUCCUCUUCCUUUGGUAAGAGAAAUUCAGGAUAUUAGGGAUAAUAUUUUAUGCCAAGUUUUGUCAAUUCUGCAAUUCACUUCGUUUCUAUUUCUAUCACUUCUCAUUACUCAGGGAUGUCCUUUUCUUUCCAGUGCCCUCUGCUGUGUCAUAGCAGCAGCACUGUAGAACUGUCUUAGGGCCAGUUACACCCUCUGUCAUUUUGAGAUAUAUGGGUGCCCUGCGGGGAGACCAGCCUUGCCAGCACCUCCUGGGCGAGGCAGCCCAGGGCAAACCUGAUGCCAGAGUCCUUGAGCUGUCAGUUCUCAUAGUUGCUCCUUUGUUUGCUGUUCUCAGCCUUGGCCAGAUUUACAGUCUAGGCAGCAAAGGCUCAAGGGCUGGGGCUCAGCAUAGUGACAGAUAGGGAAGGGAAAGGAACAUCAGGUUGGGUAGGGGCAGGUCAGGGAAGGGAGAGAGGGCAGAAGAGGGCUGGGAACAUACUUUGGGGUUGGGGUGGGGGUGUGGAAGGGGAAGCUGGGUCUUAGGGGGAGAGGAAGAAGGCUGAGGAGUCAUUUAGCUCUAGCUUUCUUGAUUUCUAAGAGGGACAGUGAAUUCAGGAAAAAUAUUGCAUUAAGAGUUAGUUUUGAAGCUCUUCUAGAGGAUGUUUCCAAAGAAAGCCGAGUUGUCAUAAACAGAAGGAUGGAUGUGUUUUGUGUCCCUUUCCAGAUACUCUGCCAUACCCCAUGAAGCCUAUUGGCAAGGGGUCCUGCUUAGUGAUGUUAUGUGGAUUUUCUAAAUGUCUUAGGGCAUCUAUAAGCCACCAUUAUGAGGAGCCAGGGCUUCUUCCUUCCAAGCACCAUCCUUCCUGGGGGUUUCUAGAGCCUUAGCCAGAAGUACCAUUAGGUUUUAUUUCAAUUUUUCUUUUAUAUCAUUGCAGGGGACUGAGUACAAUUGUUGCCAGGGUGCUUAGCUCCUGAUGGUGGAUGUGUGCCUUGGGAGCCAGCACAAUCGUCUGCUGAUGACACCAUUAGGCAGUCACUUUAGUCAGCAGAAUCCACAUAGAAGUAAUAUGGGAGGGAGAAGGGGAAUUGCACGGAAGAUGGAAGGAGACCCUCAUCGUUAUACAAAAUACAUAUAUGAUGGU
Molecule: messenger RNA, 2398 nt
Organism: Marmota flaviventris (yellow-bellied marmot)
Lineage: Eukaryota; Metazoa; Chordata; Mammalia; Rodentia; Sciuridae
Gene: Pou2af1
Product: POU class 2 homeobox associating factor 1
Biological process (GO): positive regulation of transcription by RNA polymerase II
Cellular component (GO): RNA polymerase II transcription regulator complex
Molecular function (GO): transcription coactivator activity; POU domain binding; DNA binding
Source: RefSeq, a predicted model, not a curated record